Molecule: messenger RNA, 735 nt
Organism: Candida tropicalis MYA-3404
Lineage: Eukaryota; Fungi; Ascomycota; Pichiomycetes; Serinales; Debaryomycetaceae
Gene: CDC34
Product: SCF E2 ubiquitin-protein ligase catalytic subunit
Exons: 1
Coding region: 1-735 (244 amino acids)
Biological process (GO): proteasome-mediated ubiquitin-dependent protein catabolic process; protein polyubiquitination
Molecular function (GO): ubiquitin conjugating enzyme activity
Source: RefSeq, a predicted model, not a curated record
AUGUCAUCGAAAUCAGCAGCAGCCAUCUUACAACGACAAUUUAAAGAUUUAACUGAUCCUAAAAAAGGAAUCCCAUCAUUCCAUAUUGAAUUGGACGAUGAUAACAUUUUCUUGUGGAAUAUUGGUGUUAUGGUAUUAAAUCCAGAUUCAUUAUAUCAUGGAGGUUAUUUCAAAGGUCAAAUGAGAUUUCCUCAGGAUUUUCCAUUUUCACCUCCAAGUUUCCGUUUCACUCCUGCAUUAUAUCAUCCAAAUGUUUAUCGUGAUGGUAGAUUAUGUAUCUCUAUAUUACAUCAAGGUGGGGAUCCAACCAGUGAUGAACCAGAAAGUGAAACUUGGUCACCAGCACAAACUGUUGAAAGUGUUUUGAUUUCAAUCAUUUCAUUAUUGGAUGACCCAAAUGGUAAUUCUCCAGCCAAUAUCGAUGCUUCUGUUGAAUUUAGAAAAAAUUUCCCAGAAUAUAAAAGAAGAGUUUUAGCUGAAGUUGAAAGAAGUAAAAAAGAUAUUCCUGAAGAUUUUGUCAUGCCAGAUGAUGCAACAAACGCUUAUUCUAAUAAUUCAGGUAUUAAAAAAGAUGUUGUUGAAGAACAAGUUGAUGAAGAUUUUUGGUAUGAAAGUGAUGAAGAUGAAAGUUUUGAUGAAGAAAGUUUAAUGGAUGAAAAUAUGGAUGAUGAUCAAUUUGAUGAAGAAGAAGAAGAAGAGGAAGAAGAACAAGAUGAAGACAUGGGUGGUAAAUAA